AUCACCCAUCCAACUCCUCUUUCACUCUCUCUCCGCAUAUACGUCUGCGAAUCUGUAUCUCUACGCACAUAUAUAAAGACACGGAGGUAUAGAUCAAUCGAUCGAACAGAUCUCAGUCAGAAUCAAUGGCUUCAGCUGGGAAUCCUAACCAAGCAGGUGGAGGAGGAGGAGGAGGCCCAUUCGAUUUACAUAAGUUCUUCAAACCUUCGCCGUCUGUGCCUUCUUCAGCGUCGGGGAAUCCCAAUGCCCAAAACCCUAACAACCAUAAUUUGAUUAGUUCGUCGGCGUUUCCUCUGCCCUCUGCUUCAUACCCACCUCCCACCGGAGGAGGGGGCGGCGGGCCUUUUGCUUACCAGCCUCAGACCGUUCCAUUCCGCCCCCACGCUCAGUACCACCUCCACAUCCCUCAGUACAGCGGCCAGGCGCCACAAGUGGACGGACAGUUCUCCAAUUUACACCAACAGAGAUCCAUUUCUUUUCCUACUCAGCCCGUCCAACCCCCUCCUGCGAAUCCUCACCUGUUUCAGAACCCAAAUAGUAACCAGAAUUCUGGUGUUCAACUCAUGGCUAUGUUGAGCCCGCCUCCUCCCACUCAUGAAAUCCAGCAACAAUCCCCAAUUCCCGGAAUCCAGCCUACCACAUCUGGGUCUGAUCUUUCUGAUUUUUCAGCACCAACUAGUGUUCCUUUGCUGCACUCAGUACCCAAUAUAGACAACGUGCAUGCCGGUUCAGAUCCUAUGCGGUUGAAAAGCAAUAAGUUGCCUAAAGGAAGGCAUUUGAUCGGUGACCAGAUUGUAUAUGAUAUCGAUGCUAGAUUGCCUGGUGAGGUGCAGCCUCAACUUGAAGUCAAUCCCAUUACUAAGUACAAUUCCGAACCUGUGCUUGCUUUAGGCCGUCAAAUUACAGUGAAUAAGCCAUAUAUAUGCUAUGGACUCAAGCUUGGAAAUAUACGGGUCCUUAACAGCCAUACUGCAUUGCGGGCAUUGCUUAGAGGUCAUGUUCAGAGGGUUUCAGAUAUGGCUUUUUUUGCAGAGGAUGUUCACCUUUUAGCAAGUGCAAGUAUUGAUGGGCGGGUUUAUAUAUGGAAAAUCACUGAAGGGCCAGAUGAUGAAGGCAAGCCGCAGAUAACAGAGAAGGUAGUUGUUGCUAUUAAAUUUAUUGGAGAAGGAGAAUCAACUCAUCCACGAGUAUGCUGGCAUUGUCACAAACAAGAAAUUCUUGUUGUUGGUAUUGGAAAAAGAGUGUUAAGAAUUGAUACCACAAAAGUUGGAAAAGGUGAAGUAUUUUCAGCAGAAGAGGCACUAGGAUGUCCAGUUGACCGUUUGGUUGAAGGUGUCCAGCUUGUAGGUAUCCACGAUGGAGAAGUCACUGACUUAUCGAUGUCUCAGUGGAUGACUACCCGGCUUGUAUCUGCUUCAGUGGAUGGCACGGUAAAAGUUUGGGAGGACCGCAAAUCAACACCAAUUGCUGUAUUGAGGCCUCAUGAUGGGCUGCCUAUAAAUUCUGUUACAUUUUUGGCUGCUCCAAAUCAUCCAGAUCACAUCAUACUAAUCACUGGGGGCCCACUUAAUCAAGAAAUCAAGAUAUGGUCAUCAAGGAGUGAAGAUGGCUGGUUACUUCCAAGUGAUUCUGAAUCAUGGCAAUGUACACAGACUUUGGAGUUGAAGAGUUCGACUGAAUCUCAAGUUGGCGAAGCUUUUUUCAAUCAAGUUGUGGCUUUGUCUCAAGCUGGUCUGCUGUUAUUGGCUAAUGCUAAAAAGAAUGCUAUAUAUGUGGUGCAUUUAGAUUAUGGUCCUAACCCAGCAGCAAGUAGGAUGGAUUACAUUGCAGAGUUUACUGUCACCAUGCCAAUACUUAGUUUUACUGGGGCAAGUGACAUAUUACCACACGGUGACCAGAAAGUUCGGGUUUAUUGUGUUCAGACACAAGCCAUUCAGCAAUAUACUUUGGAGUUAUCUCAGUGUUUACCUCCUCCAUUAGAGAAUAUCAUGUUUGAUAGGUUAGAAUCUAGUGCCUCACGCGAUGGAACUAGUGUUGAAGGAUUUUCUCAGAUGGAAACUUCUGGAAGUAAACCAAUAGAGUUACCUAUAUCUGUUAGUUCUGCACCAAAGCUACCGCCAAGUGAAACUAGUUCUCAGAGUGCACCAUCUGGGAGACGUUAUCUGAGCCCUGCUGGUACUGAGAUAACCACUUCACAAGGGUUUGCUACUUAUAGCUUGGAAAGUAAUCCAGACACCAUCUCUGUCACAAAUACUGAUGCGGAUGUUGUACCUGAUUCAUCUGCUCCACUUCCUGCGAGUCCUAGGUUACCUCAUGAACUCUCUGGUUUCAGAAGUUCUUCAAACAGCUUUGAAUCCACCCCUAUUAGUGAUCAUGGGGGUGAUUCAAAAGUGGUUGAAUAUUCUGUAGACAGGCAAAUGGAUCCCAUCCAUGCCUAUUCGUCUGAUGUAGGCUCCUUCAUUGACGAUGCUAAGAGUGAUGAAAUCAAGGCUUUCCAUGGAGAUGCUUCCUCAGGUCUCAAUCACCCCGUAAAGUUCAAGCAGCCCACUCAUCUGGUUACUCCUGAGUUAUUGAGGGACUCAUCUUCUGAAAUGAAUCACAUUGUUGAGCAGAAGAGUGAUGAAAUACAAGAUGUGAUGAUGAACAAUGAAGCAAGGAACGUAGAAGUGGAAGUUAAGGUUGUUGGUGAAUCACGAUUUAAUCAAUAUAGUGGCAUCGGUUCUCUAGGAAAACUGCAGGAUUUUGUAUCAGACAAUAAGGAUAAAACAUUUUGCUCUCAAGCAUCUGAUCUUGGUAUGGAAAUGGCAAGAGACUGCUCUGCAUUGUCACCAGAAACCUAUAUCACUGAGGAUUCUAGGCAAUGUGAUGGGGCCAUUGUAAGUGAGAAUUUGGUCCAAUCAGCAAGUAACCAAGAGGAGCAAGGCUCUACAAAUAAUGUCUCUGGAAGGGAAUUAGAUGCAAAAAUGCCUGCCCCUGUUAUACAACCAACUGAAGCUAGUGCAAAAGGAAAAAGACCAAAAGGGAAGAAUUCUCAGAGUCAUGUGCCACCAUUGGAAUUGCCUAGUUCUUCUGAAACAACAGAUUCCUCAACUGAAACAGGUGUCACAGUAAGUAUCUCCUCCAUGGAAGCUGCAUUUUCCCAGCUUUCGUUGAUGCAAGAUAGUCUGAAUCAGCUCAUGACAAUGCAAAAAGAAAGUCAGAAGCAGAUGGGGACGAUGGUUGCCAAUCCAGUUAACAAAGAAGGAAAACGGCUUGAGGCAGCCAUGGGACGCAGCAUGGAGAAAUUUACUAAGACCAACAUUGAUGCUUUAUGGGCUCGUUUUCAAGAAGAAUUUACAAAGCAUGAGAAGUUAUCACGUGACCGUACUCAACAGAUUACUAAUUUAAUCUCAAACUGUGUGAACAAGGAUGUUUCAGUAGUAGUGGAAAAAAUAGUGAAGAAGGAAAUAGGUUCUGUUGGACAAGCUGUUGCACGAACUUUAACUCCUAUUAUAGAGAAAGCACUGUCCUCGACUCUUUAUGAAUUUCAUCAGAAGAGUGUGGGUGACAAAACAGUGAGUCAACUGGAAAAAGCAAUCUAUUCCAAACUCGAAGCCACUGUGGCCAGACAACUCCAGGCACAGUUUCAAACUUCUGGAAAGCAAGCGCUUCAGGAAUCAUUAAAAUCAACUCUUGAAGCUUCAGUAAUCCCUGCAUUCGACAUGUCAUGCAAGGCAAUGUUUGAGCAGGUUGAUGCUACAUUUCAAAAAGGAAUGGCUGAACAUGCUGCUGCAGUUCAACAACAAAUUGAGUCCCUGCAUUCUCCUUUGGCACAUGCUUUAAGGGAUGCAGUCAAUUCAGCGUCAUCACUGACUCAAACACUAAAUGGUGAGCUUGCUGAAGGUCUAAGAAAACUGCUGGCUUUAGUAAAUUCCGAAGCAACAAAUCCAAUUGUCGGGCAAUUAUGUAAUGGUCCCAUGCUCCAAAUUGAAAAGUUUGAGGCACCCCCAGAUCCAACGAAGGACUUAUCUAGAUUGUUAGCAGAGCAGAAGUAUGCGGAGGCUUUCACUUCCGCUUUGCAAAGAAGUGACGUGUCUAUUGUAUCAUGGCUAUGCUCUCAGGUUGAUUUACUUGGAAUCGUGAUGAGGAAUCCUUCCCCUUUGAGUCAAGGAGUACUCUUAUCACUUCUCCAGCAGCUCGCAUGUGAUAUUAGCAAUGAGACAAGCAAGAAACUAACUUGGAUGACGCAUGUGCUGUCAGCGAUCAACCCAAGUGACCCGAUGAUUGCCAUGCAUGUACGCCCCAUCUUUGAGCAAGUCUUUGGCAUUGUGAACCACCACUACGGCCUUCCAACCACCACUGUAUCCGAGCAAACCAACAUUCGGAUAAUUCAGAUGGUAAUAAAGUCCGUGUGCCAACUGUAAAUGAAUUUCUACACCCACAGCAUGUCCAAGAUCUGCCCAACCCAGAAGAAGGUUGUACAUAUCCU
Cuscuta campestris is the source of this 4468-nucleotide messenger RNA. The record is from the annotation of a GenBank genome assembly. Lineage: Eukaryota; Viridiplantae; Streptophyta; Magnoliopsida; Solanales; Convolvulaceae.